This is a messenger RNA of Umbelopsis ramanniana AG, 1879 nucleotides long. RefSeq lists its product as uncharacterized. NCBI's taxonomy places the organism in Eukaryota, Fungi, Mucoromycota, Umbelopsidomycetes, Umbelopsidales, Umbelopsidaceae. Bases 187 to 1773 code for a protein of 528 amino acids. The record is from RefSeq and is a predicted model, not a curated record. The transcript is spliced from 4 exons.
UACCUUGAGAGCCACUCUGAGAGAACUAACCUACGUUUAAAGUACUGAAUUGCUAUAAUAAAGGGCGGAGCGGAAGACAUCCGAUUUUUUUUUUUAUCUCUUCCCUUUUUCCUUUUUUCUUUUCGUCAUUCAUCAUAGUUUCAGUGGCAUCCUAUUGUUGGUUGUCCUAAUAUCUAUUAUAACCAAAUGGCUCCUGACAAUCCAGUGACAAGAGCUUGUGUACACAUACUGACUUUUGUGUUAGGCUUAAUUGCUCCUAUAGCCAUAUCCUACCUUGUGUACUAUGUGUGGACUGGCGAAACAGCGGUCAUCCACCACCUAUUGUCAAAUUCAACACCAGCAUGUGUCGCAACACACAUUCCACUGCUGACUAGUCUUAUUCACUACUGGUUAGCAGCUGAAGUCAUAUUUUUCUUCAAUUUCUGGAACAAUCGCCGCAUUUUACAACGAACAUCGCCACCCAUUACCACAUCCAAGGCAGAGCGGACCGUCUUAUUUUGGAACUGUGUCCACACCAUACAAGAUGUUGAAGAAUGGUUUUGUGGAUGGUUUUAUAUUGACGAUGGCAAUAAUACCAGAGCAACUUUCGACCAAAUUCGCAGAGGCAAUGUCGAGACUUGGUUCGCUUGGGCUUUUUGGAGUCGACCAUUGGAAAUCGUCAAAAGCAAAAGGACGUGGUCCAACGAGUUGGCUUGGAUGGUGAAGACGGCUGAAACUCAUUUCGGCGUCCACUUUGAAGACGGUAUAUCUCCCGAAAUUAAAUGUAUUCGACUCAGUUUGGAUCCUGUCAACGCCAUCCAUCGACCUCUCAUCUUUUACAUCAUUAUUUAUAUGGCAACCAUGAUUGUGAACUUAUUUCUUCGGCUUCAAGGCUUCCAGCGCUGUAAUUUGCCGUAUUCUCUUUCAUGGGGUGGUGUCUUUGGAUUUGACCCGGCUAUGCUUUGGAAAUCCCUUUGGCGAGAUCAAACAGACGAAGCCAUGAAAAAAGUUGUCUAUUGGUACAAACCACCAUCCCCAGACUCCAACAGAGAAACACCCAUCGUGUUCAUUCAUGGAAUUGGUGGUAUGCUGUUUUAUUCUGAUAUAAUUCGACGUUUGACAGCCUUGGAUCGACCCAUGUUUUGCGUUGAAUUGCCGUAUGUGUCAAUGCACCAAGUUGAAGUCGUACCCACCACAACGGAAACCAUUACUGAAAUAUCAGAAAUGCUUGAUCACCAUGGAUACAAAAAAGCCGUGUUUGUUAGUCACUCCCUAGGAACGGCUGUUUCUAGUUGGAUGAUGCAACAGGCUCCGAAACGAGUGGCAGGCGUUGUCAUGGUGGAUCCCAUUGUUUUUUUACUGCACUACCAUUCCAUUGCGUAUAACUUUGUGCAUCGUUCACCUAAACGUUUCAUGGAGCAUAUUGUUUACUAUUUUGCUUCCCGCGAACUUCAUAUCUCGCACUAUAUCUCACGCCAUUUUCAGUGGUUUCAAACCGCUCAUUUUGUACAAUCCGCCUCCACUUCUCGGCCCCCUAGCCCAGUCUCUAAGCGUUCAAGUACAGCCGCCGUACCCCUAACUGUUUUCUUAUCCGAAAGCGAUAACCUUGUGGAUAGCCCUAGAAUACACAAAUACCUUCUAGAUAACAACGUAGAUUCUCGAGUCAUGCCUGGCUUAGAGCAUGCAAGCUUCCUGCUCAAACCAACAUGGCUCAGGACAAUCGUAGACCAGGUCUCUUUAAUAUGCGCAUCCGCAGAUUUACCAUCUGACUCUGGCUACACUUCAUGUACAUAACCUUUUCCUGAUACCAUUCCUCCGUUCAAGCUUUAUUUAUACAUCAUAAUAAAACAACUUUGUACUUUGACAUCAUUCUAGUUUGACAAAAAAAUUUUUUAGCGAU